Corylus avellana is the source of this 1559-nucleotide messenger RNA. The record is from RefSeq and is a predicted model, not a curated record. NCBI's taxonomy places the organism in Eukaryota, Viridiplantae, Streptophyta, Magnoliopsida, Fagales, Betulaceae.
AAUUAAACCUGAAUCUCUGAUCAUGACUGUGUUCGUUUAGUUGAGUAAUAAAGCUGCUAUUUUCCUGGGAAGAAAGGCUCGAGAAACUGUUUUAGGAAGCAAAAAGAGAACAGGAAACAGAACCAAAAUAUGACUAUGAACAGAGGAUGUAGAGGUGUUACAAUUGAUAUCGAAGCCAUGGCGUCUUCAAUAGAAAGUAAGAUGUCAGACAAUUACUCCAUGCCCUCUAAGGGUUGCAUCUUCAAAACCCCCUCAGUUCUCUCUAGGCACAAUAAACAAGCGUAUAUCCCUGAUGCAUUUUUUAUUGAGCCUCUCCAUCAUGGCAGUCAAAACUUGAAAGUAAUGGACAAAACUAAAACUAAGUAUUUGCAAGACCUCAUUGAUCGAUCACCCAUUCCGUCUAUGAAGUUGAGAGAGCUCAUCACUUCUAUCCAAGCUGUGGAGAAAGAGGCCCGGCAGUGUUAUGCGGAUCAAAUUGCUUAUACCCCAUAUGAAUUUGUUGAGAUUUUGGUAAUUGAUGGUUGCUUUAUUAUUGAGUUGUUUAAUAGGGGUGCUUACCGCGAUAUUAGAGAUAGGUAUAAAUUAGAUGACCCUGUUUUCACCAUGCCCUGCAUGCUCCGAUUUCUACAACAUGACUUGAUAUUGCUUGAAAACCAGGUACCUUGGAUGGUACUUGAACUUUUGUUCAACAAGACCAACUACCCUGGACAACAAAUGACCCUAAUUGAACUUGCCACAUCAUUUUUUGCUGACAUGUUUUCGUCCAAUUUGCAUUUUCCAAAUAACUCUGUUCAAGACGUGAAGCAUAUUCCAGACUUGUUCAGAAAAUGGUUAAUUUCAACAUCAAGAGGAGAUCAUGAAGAAGGUGGAUUUGAAUGGAAACUGAUGCCAAAAUGGUUGGUUUCAACAAUUGUCGGAAAAGAUGAUGAAAAAGACAGAUUACAUUGGAAACUCGUGCCUUCUGCUACGAGGCUCCUAGAUGCCGGAAUCAAAUUCAAAAGGGGUUCGCCAGAUAAAUGCAUUUUAGAUAUAAAAUUUGACAAUGGUAUCCUGGAAAUCCCUCCAUUACUGAUUCAUCAGACAACAGAAACCGCUUUUCGAAAUCUCAUAAGCUUUGAACAAUGCUACCGCUGUGAAGCAAGGAUCACUUCGUAUGCCAUAUUCCUAGACAACCUCAUUAAUACUUCCGAUGACAUGGAGAAGCUGAGCGAGAGAAAGAUCGUUGAUAACUUGUUGAAUCCUGAGGAAGCUACCAAGUUCUUCAACAAGCUUUACCAUGAUACUUACGUGGUUAAAUUCUAUUACGAAAAUCUUGGUUUGGAAGUGAAUAGAUUUUGCCAACGCAAGUGGCCUAGAUGGCGUGCGGUGCUUGUGCGCAAUUAUUUCGGCACUCCAUGGGUUGUUCUUUCAACGUUGGGUGCUGUUAUCAUCCUCAUCCUCACCUUCAUACAAACCUAUUACACCAUUGAAUAGUAGUAAUGCAUUCUUAUCAAACUUGUAUAAUUGGUCUCCCUCAUGUCCUUUUCAAUGUCAAUUUGCUUUGUAGCAUAUGUGUUCUA